Misgurnus anguillicaudatus (oriental weatherfish) is the source of this 1426-nucleotide messenger RNA. RefSeq names its product ADP-ribosylation factor-like 5A (gene arl5a). NCBI's taxonomy places the organism in Eukaryota, Metazoa, Chordata, Actinopteri, Cypriniformes, Cobitidae. Gene Ontology annotation, molecular function: GTP binding; GTPase activity. The record is from RefSeq and is a predicted model, not a curated record.
AUGAAAACGCCUCUUGAAACGCAUCGUGAGACUUCCGGUGAGUGCGCGGCUUGUAAGCGGCUUUGAUUGAGUUCAACGGUUGCGGCAGCGGACAGAAGCUCGUUGGACUGCCGCAGACACCGACAGCAAGCCGAGCCAAAUGAACAGCCUCACUUCUCUCCCCACCGGCAAUGACAGCCUCAAAAUGAUGCAGUAUUUCGAAACGUCCUCCUCAACAGCCAUGGACACGGUUUACAUGAGAAUAUUAAGGGAGUGAAUCGCUGUUACCGAGCGCUCUAUUUUGUCGUGAAUUGGAGCGGAUCGUUAGCUUAGCUGACUAGCAGCUGAUAGAUUUUCAGUUUCUGCUACAGGGUGGUGUUUGCCGGAGGCCAUAUACCAGCGAUGGGAAUCCUAUUUACAAAGUUGUGGAGGCUUUUUAACCAUCAAGAGCACAAAGUUAUUAUUGUUGGCCUGGACAAUGCAGGAAAGACCACCAUACUUUAUCAGUUCUCGAUGAAUGAGGUGGUGCACACUUCACCUACCAUAGGCAGCAAUGUGGAAGAGAUUGUGGUCAACAAUACACAUUUCCUUAUGUGGGACAUUGGAGGACAGGAAUCUCUGCGUUCAUCUUGGAACACCUAUUACACCAACACAGAGUUUGUGAUCGUGGUGGUGGACAGCACAGACAGAGAGAGGAUCUCAGUGACCAAAGAGGAGCUCUACAGGAUGUUAGCUCACGAGGAUCUGAAAAAAGCAGGUUUAUUGAUUUUUGCCAACAAACAAGAUGUGAAGGGUUGUAUGACUGUUGCGGAGAUUUCCCAGAGUCUACAGCUCACCUCUGUGAAAGACCAUCAGUGGCACAUCCAGGCCUGUUGUGCCCUCACUGGGGAGGGGCUGUGCCAGGGUCUUGAGUGGAUGAUGUCACGGCUGCGAGUAAGAUGACCUCUGACCUCAGAUAGCAGUGUGCUCUCUGUCUCUUUCCUACCGGACGUGGAGGCCGGUUGUCGCUCACUGUGAAGGUGACUCAGCGACGUCACCAGAACUGGAUUAAUUUAUUACAGAUCACUGAGUACUGUGAACAAACAAUCCGCAACUAACUAACUAAAAUGUGUCAGGUUUGCAAAACGGCAGAAACUUGAUUCGUUGUUGUUGUCUUUUUUUUGCACGGAUGACCAUUAAAACAGUCGAAUAAGGCAGCACAGAUCUUGGACUAAGAGGACUUGUCUCUAGUUAAACAAAUCUUUGCCUAGAGUGGCCUUGCUGCUUUGCCUGAAUACCUGACAUGGUGUUGCCCCUGGUGUAUGUACAGUCCAGUAUUUUCAUUAACCUUGUGCCUGCACCCGACACUCUGCCUCUUGUGAGCUGAGGAGACAAGAUACCAUGCAAGGGGAGACUGCACUCAUGUAAAAUACAAUUAAAUAAAGUGUUUUUAUCUGUCAUGAUGAAA